Messenger RNA from Gekko japonicus, 1635 nucleotides. Its product is annotated as class I histocompatibility antigen, F10 alpha chain-like. Gene Ontology annotation, biological process: immune response. Bases 21 to 1142 code for a protein of 373 amino acids. The transcript is spliced from 8 exons. Gene Ontology annotation, cellular component: external side of plasma membrane. NCBI's taxonomy places the organism in Eukaryota, Metazoa, Chordata, Lepidosauria, Squamata, Gekkonidae. The record is from RefSeq and is a predicted model, not a curated record.
CGUAUUAAGCCGGCGGCGAGAUGCGGAGCGGGAGGAGGUUCCCACGCGGCAGCGUCCGGACUCGAAUGGGGUUCCUUCAGUCUCGCCUUUUGCUCCUGGGGGCCAUCGCCCUCCUGUUGCCCUCGAGGCGGUUCUGCGCCGGGCCCUCCGCUUUGCACACCCUCCACUAUUUUGCCACAGCUCUCUGGGAGCGUGGCUGGCAGAUACCCCAGUAUGCCUGUUCGGUGUACCUGGAUGACCAGCUGAUUGGGCACUACGACGGAACCACCGACCGGUGCAUGCCUCAGUCUUCCUGGAUAGCGGAGAUCAGCCACGACGACUCUGACUUCUGGGCCAGGAGCACUCGAGGGGCGUUUGCCUCGAGUUUAGUCCCGGAUCUGAUGAUUCUGAAGAACAUGUACAACCAGAGCAGAGGGAUCCACACCCUGCAGGUGCUCUUUGGCUGCGAACUGAGCGGGGACGGCCGUACCCCCAGAGGGUUUGCGAAGUACGGCUACAACGGGAGGGACUUCCUCAGCCUGGACUUUGCGACUCUCACCUGGACCGCGAUGGAUGCGGAGGUCACGCCCAUCAAGAGGAAAUGGGAUGCCGAGCACCGAGGGAAAGUCUUGGAGCAUUUCCUGGCCGGCAGUUGCGUGGAGUGGUUGCACACACACCUGCGCUACGGGAAAGAGGUUUUGCUGAGGGCAGACCCACCGAUGGCUCUCAUCACCCGCAAGACAGGAUCAGACGGCCUGGAGACCCUCGUCUGCCAGCUCCGCGGCUUCUACCCCAAGGAGAUCGCAGUCACUUGGAGGAAGGGCGGGGAGGUCUGGCACCAGGACACCUCCCACGGGGGUGUGGUCCCCAACUCGGACGGGACCUACCACACCUGGCUCGGCAUCAAGGUUGACCCCAAGGAGAAGGACCAUUUCCGGUGCCACGUGGAACACGACGGCCUGCCGAAGCCCCUGGACUUGGCCUGGGAGGAGCCGGCCCCUGUGUCCAACGUGGGGCUCAUUGUGGGAGUCGUCCUGGGGAUCGUGGCCGCUCUCGUCCUGGUGGGGGCCGGGGUCAUCUUCCACACCAGAAAACCACGAGAGGACAGCUACCAAGAAGCACGGACAAGUGACCAGGGAUCAGACAGCUCUGUCAGUGCCUGAUCUCCCAUUGGCUUGUGAGAGGGACCAGAAGGAACCCAUCUGGAUCCUCCCAGGAACGCACGACCCACGUGAGCUGUGGCCCAUCUUUGGCACCCUGAUGCCCGAUUCUGUACAAGUUAUUAACAUUAACUCUGCUGCAAAUCAGAGGAUGGCGGAAAACAGGAGGGCCUGGCGAGAUCUUGUCCAUGGGGUCGCGAAGAGUCGGACUCGACUGUGCGACUGAACAACAACAGCUGCUGCAAAAAAUCCAAAGACACCGGAAGCUUUAGGAGAACUUGGAAUUCUGUGAUUUUUGAAAAGGGCUGCUAAUACGGUAACACGAAUAAUCAGCUUGAUUGAGCCCAUUGUGACUUCUGAAAGUGCUUGCACAGCUUGUACCGUAUAAUAGCUUGGUUUUCGUUGUAUAAAAAUUAUACUUUGGACUCUGUAUUCCAUGGGUCCUCCUCAGGAAACAGGAAGCCUCCUCAGGAAACAAUCCAUAGACAAAAGAACC